AACACGUUCCACACAACCAGAGCGACCCCCACCGUGAAGAAACCGAGGUCAUAGUUCACAGGAAGCUGGGGGUCUGCCAUCUUUCCCCUGCUGCUGCUGCUAACGUCUAACAGUAGAAGCUAACUGACGGGGAGGGGCGGUUGGUCUUUAGAAUCUCGUAGCUAGCUGCUAUCAACGGCUCGAUAAACGUUCCAAACCGUCACCGUCACUUCUCCUCCGGCCGUCGUCGCUAAUAUAACAGCCGGUGUUCAUUGCCGGUGUUUUAUUGGAUGAAUUCGGCAUGGAGAAGGUAGCGGAGCCGUCUUGGACUUCUUCGUACACCUACCAGGUGAGCAAGCACAGCGCGGAGAUGCUACACAACCUGAACGCUCAGAGGAAAGAUGGAGGCAGGUUCUGCGAUGUGAUCCUCCGCGUCGGCGAGGAGAGCUUCCCCGCGCACAAAGCCGUGCUGGCGGCGUGCAGCGAGUACUUCGAGUCGGUGUUCGGCCGCCAGGCGGAGGAGGAGGUGGAGGAAGGCGGCGGAGGAGACGCCAACAACAGGGAGCUGGAGAUGCACACCAUCAGCCCCAAAGUUUUUAAAGACGUGCUGGACUUCGCCUACACCUCCAGGAUCGUGGUGCGACUCGAGUGCUUCCCGGAGUUGAUGACAGCGGCCAAGUUCCUGCUGAUGCGGUCCGUCAUCGAGAUCUGUCAGGAGGUGAUUAAACAGUCUAACGUCCAGAUCCUGGUCCCGACUCUACGGGGAGGAGACGCCAGCCUGUUCCAGACCACCACCGGGGCCACGGAGCUGGGCUACCCGGUGCAGCAGCAGCAGCAGCAGGACCUGGUGAACGGGACCGGGAUGCUGGUGAACGGGCAGAGCUUUGUGAACAAUGCCCAGAUGGGUGGAGGUGAAGACACUAAUGUGGUGCUGCUGGAGGACGGAGGUGAGGCGUCCAUGCCCAUGUUGGAGCCCGUAGAAGGACUGUCCGUGUCUCCAUCAACAGAAGUCCCGUUUCAGCACGACGCGGGCUCCCCGGGGUCCAAACGGAACCGGGGGAGACCGAAGAAAGCUGGAGCUGGAGGGGUCGUGGAGGGUGUCCUCUUUAACCAGAAAGACAACGGCUUGUUUCCGUGCGGGACCUGCGGGAAAGCGUUCACAGAGGCGUCCCGGCUGAAGAACCACGAAGCGCAGCACGGAGCUCACCACGGAGCUCACACCAACAACAACAACAACAACAACAACACCGGUGACAGCCUGUCAGCAGCGGGCAUGGGCAUGUCUCUGAUGUCCCCGUCCGGUCUGGUGGUGGAGAACGGCGGGUUGCAGGGUGUACACAGCGGAGGAGGAGGAGGAGGAGGGCUGACGCUGGACAACGGUCGCAAACGGGAGAGGACCAGGCGGCAUGUGGGCUGUGACAUUUGCGGUAAAGUGUUCCGCGACGUGUACCACCUGAACCGACACAAGCUGUCCCACUCCGGGGAGAAGCCGUACGCGUGUCAUGUGUGCGGGCUCCGGUUCAAACGCAAGGACAGGAUGUCCUACCAUGUGCGCUCCCACGACGGCUCAGUGGGCAAACCUUAUGUGUGCCAAAGCUGUGGGAAAGGUUUCUCCAGACCAGACCACCUGAAUGGACAUAUCAAACAGGUUCACACAACAGAGAGACCCCACAAGUGCCAGAUUUGUAAUGCGUCUUUUGCUACAAGAGAUCGCCUCCGGUCACACCUUGCAUGCCAUGAGGACAAAAUCCCCUGCAAGGUUUGUGGCAAGUUUCUGCGAGCUGCCUACAUGACGGACCACCUCAAGAAACACAGUGAAGGGACGCAUAACUACUGUGGCAUCUGCAACAAAGGUUUCUCCACUGCGUCCUACCUUAAGGUGCAUAUAAAGACACACCACGGCUCUCCGCUGCCCCCCUCUGCCACAAUGCACACCUUCCCUGAGCCAAGGGGGGAGCUGCAGAUGCACAACGGCACCCCUUACCACAUGGGACGCCAGUGCUCAGUGGAAGACCUGUGCGCCAGUCGCCAGCUGCUUCUCACCUCGUCUGAGGCAGAGGGUCGCUGUCAUGGACACCCAGUUCUUCCCCAGCCUGGCCCUCCAGCCUUGGGCCUGCAGCCUGAGCUGCUCAUGGGGAAGGCAGGUGGGGCUCCAUAUUUCUGGGAUUGUCGCUCUGGCGGGGUGCCUGGCUUCCCCGUCCAUGGGCCUGCUGCAGACGGGCAGGAAAACGCUGGGAAAUGUCCUCAUCUGGAAUCAGAAGAAUCAGACCCUUCGUUUGGGGAAUUGUCCAACGGCGACGAGUUCAAAUCUCCACACAAACCUGACGGGCCGGAGCUCGAGGUGCCCUCUUUAGCCUGUAACGGAGCCUCUGCGGAGGCCUUGGGCUCUCCGGAGGGAUCCAAAGCCAAGACGGACCCUGAGAAGAAGUUUACCUGCGGCAUCUGCGGCCAGGCCUUCCGCACCAAGUCCUACCUCAACAAGCACCAGCACAGAGUUCACAAAGCCCAGAAGGUCCAGGGGGUUUCAGGGUCGGGCUUGAAUGAGCUGGCCCCCUCCCUGACCUCGCCCUUCUCCCCUCAACAAAACAUGUCCCUGCUUGAGUCUUUUGGCUUUCAGAUAGUUCAGUCUGCUUUCGCCUCUUCGCUGGUGGACGCCGAGGCCGGUCAAAGUGGACUCGACUUUGGAGGGAAGUGACACAUUUGCUAACAUUCUAGCAAAAGCCUCUCGUUCUUAGGACAAAGCCGGGUCGCCCACCGAAGAUGCUCCGUAUUUGGGAAUAACUUUGCCUCAAGGCUACUUCUUCUGUUUGUUACAGUACGUCGCUUAACGUGUAACCAAUAUUUUUGUCACGGACUGCCAUACAAUUCCUACUUUUUCUACUUUUUUCAGAGUAUGAAAAGUGUGCGCACGGUGGUUAAAUCUUUCUUCAUAAAGAAAUGACAUGAAGGUUUUAUUUCCUUUUUUAUCUGACGUGGAUCUGUUGAAGUUAUGUUUGGUAUCCUUUCAUUUGUUUUUUGGCUUGUGUGUUAUUGAGCUUUCUUAGCUGCACAAACGUUUCUUGACAUGAGAUGAAUUAUUUACUGCAACCUUAGAAAAAAAGUUGUUACUUAUUGUGUGUUCGCCCACUUUAACUGCUCUGAUGUACGCAGAUAAUCCACCCUUGGCCAUUAUAAUGAUUUUUAAUGCUUCAUAUUCGUUCCCUAAAAGGCUGUAAACUGAUGUCUUUACCUCAGAGCAACAAGAGGGCUGAACUCUGUAUUUAUGUUAUUCUCUGCUUCUUUUAAGAAGGAUUUUGUUUUUCUUAAGGACAGACUUUGGCUUCAAAUUUGAUAGCAGGUUUUCUUUUUAUCUAUUACUUAUUCCUAACAGGCCCACGGUAUGUUUCUCAGUAUCACUGAUAGCUGUCAAGGAUCUUAAUGUAUUACUGUUGCCAGGACUACAGUUAAAAAAACACUUUGAAAACACAUAUUGAUAAGACUUUAAAUUUGACCCAUUAUAGCCUCCACAUAAAGCUCGUUUGGCACCAUAAAAUCUGGCAAAAACAUUUUUUUUUUAGCUAAAAACAAAAAAAGAAUAAUUAAAGGCAGGGUUGGUAAAAGAUUUUAGAAAGAUUUCUUUGUUAUAUUAGUUGAAAUUGACAUUGCAUCCCGACAGCAAUUGAUAAAUCAAAUGCUCUGA
Molecule: messenger RNA, 3658 nt
Organism: Sebastes umbrosus (honeycomb rockfish)
Lineage: Eukaryota; Metazoa; Chordata; Actinopteri; Perciformes; Sebastidae
Gene: patz1
Product: POZ/BTB and AT hook containing zinc finger 1
Exons: 6
Coding region: 281-2674 (797 amino acids)
Biological process (GO): regulation of cytokine production; regulation of immune system process; negative regulation of transcription by RNA polymerase II
Molecular function (GO): DNA-binding transcription factor activity; protein binding
Source: RefSeq, a predicted model, not a curated record